AUGGCCGAAAAGCAAGAACCCACAAAGUACGAGUCCUCCAAGCCCACGUUUCCCAUGCCUCCAAACCCUGGCGAAGUCGAUCAACGUCCCACAUGGCUCAAAUUUCUAGACAAUCCCCUUGGAGAAUCCAUUAAAGCUAUCAACAAAGUCGAAGACAAGGUAGCCAAGAAAAUGUCCAAAAAGAAUAAGAAGAAUGAUGCACAGAAUGACGAUGAAACUGUCGCGACAUCGAUGAGAGACGAAGACGAUGAUGAGAAGAAGCAGCCACUUUUAGAGGCAUCGCUGAGUUAA
Messenger RNA from Cylindrotheca closterium, 291 nucleotides. Lineage: Eukaryota; Bacillariophyta; Bacillariophyceae; Bacillariales; Bacillariaceae. The record is from the annotation of a GenBank genome assembly.